This is a messenger RNA of Siniperca chuatsi (mandarin fish), 3678 nucleotides long. Its product is annotated as ATP-dependent zinc metalloprotease YME1L1-like. Bases 165 to 2333 code for a protein of 722 amino acids. Lineage: Eukaryota; Metazoa; Chordata; Actinopteri; Centrarchiformes; Sinipercidae. The transcript has 18 exons. Gene Ontology annotation, biological process: protein quality control for misfolded or incompletely synthesized proteins; mitochondrion organization. The record is from RefSeq and is a predicted model, not a curated record. Gene Ontology annotation, cellular component: mitochondrial inner membrane. Gene Ontology annotation, molecular function: ATP binding; ATP hydrolysis activity; ATP-dependent peptidase activity.
AGAUGCCGGAGAAUCCAUUUGCUGCUGUAAGAUAAGCUGCUGAAAGUUGUGUAACAAGGAAAACAAAAGGACACCGCUUCAGAGAGGACUCGUUCAUUUAAGUUAUACAGAGGAUUUCUCCUCAUACAUCAAUCCUCCAAGGCCUGAUUUUGAAUUCGUCAAAAAUGUUUUCACUGUCAACGUCGUUUCAGCCUCAGCAGAUGAUACUGCCCCUCAGCCAGCUCAUCAAUGCCCUCCACUCUCUGAAGAACUCAGCCACAGCUUCAGUCCAGACCCUGCACAAAGACUUCAUCCCAGAGCACAGUUCAUUUCUAAAAGAGCCCAGUGUGAGUCUGAGGGAUCUUGGUCUGUCAGAGAUCAGGGGGAGUCAGCUGGAUGAGCUGGUCAGCAGGUUACUGCCUACACCAGGACCAGAAGAACCUCCCGCUGUUCCUUCGAUAUGGAGGACGAGUCACGUUUCUGCAGACAGCUUCUUUCACAACAAGCAUGGGUUUUCACACAGAAGGUUGGGGGUUUUUGGCUCCCCAAUAUUCCACAGACAAUACCACAGUCCGUUAAAAGAAGUUUGCACAGAGCUACAAUUCUUGCCUGUAUGGGUCCAGAGUCGGGGUUUCAAGACACUCCGAUCAAAGACCAGACGAGUGGAGUCUGGUUAUGAUGGUCCGGUGGAGUCUGAGCCCUACACACCAGCAUUCAUGAAGGGAUUGUUUCAGAGGGAAAAGGGGCCAGAGGUGAAUUCACUGGACCAACUGAUGAAACAAAGGAACCUUCCAGACAACCAGCAGGAGGCUUUCAAGACGGGUUUCAGUGAGGGGUUCAUGAGGUCUCAGGCCUUCACUCAGAGAACACAAGACUCGCUGAGGAGAACCAGGUUGAUCCUAUUGGUCCUCCUACUUCUUGGUAUUUAUGGCUUAUCAAGAACCCCGUUUCUCUCUGGUAAAGGCUCCUUUUCUGAUGCUGUGAGGUUCCGCACCACAUCUGGUCUUGACUCAGCAGUUGACCCCAUCCAGAUGAAGAAUGUGACAUUUGAGCAUGUCAAAGGGGUGGAGGAGGCAAAGAAUGAAUUACAAGAGGUUGUCGAGUUUCUCAAGAACCCCCAGAAGUUUACUGUGCUGGGUGGAAAGUUGCCUAAAGGGAUCCUCCUUGUUGGACCACCAGGCACAGGAAAGACUCUGUUAGCACGGGCUGUGGCUGGGGAGGCCGAUGUGCCUUUCUACUAUGCCUCUGGAUCAGAGUUUGAUGAGAUGUUUGUGGGUGUUGGUGCGAGCCGAAUCAGGAACCUUUUCAAAGAGGCAAAAGCUAAUGCUCCCUGUGUCAUCUUCAUUGAUGAGUUGGACAGCGUUGGUGGAAAGAGGAUCGAGUCUCCUAUGCAUCCCUAUUCCAGACAAACAAUCAACCAGCUGCUGGCUGAAAUGGAUGGAUUUAAACCAAAUGAAGGUGUCAUCGUUAUUGGUGCUACAAACUUUGCAGAGGCUUUGGAUACCGCUCUGAUAAGGCCAGGAAGGUUUGACAUGCAGGUGACGGUCCCUCACCCAGAUGUGAAAGGACGCACUGAAAUUCUCAACUGGUACCUCUCCAAGACCACAAUGGACCCUGCUGUGGAUGCGGAGAUUAUUGCCCGGGGCACAGUGGGCUUUUCUGGGGCAGAGCUGGAAAACCUGGUCAACCAGGCAGCCCUGAAGGCGGCCGUGGACGGGAAAGAGAUGGUCACAAUGAAGGAUCUGGAGUUUGCUAAGGAUAAGAUCCUCAUGGGUCCUGAGAGGAAGAGUGUUCAAAUCGACAAGAAGAAUAAGACCAUUACAGCAUACCAUGAGUCCGGCCAUGCCAUUGUUGCCUAUUUCACCAAAGAUGCAAUGCCCAUCAAUAAGGCCACUAUCAUGCCUAGAGGCCCAACUCUCGGCCAUGUGUCCAUGCUCCCAGAGAAUGACCGUUGGAGUGAGACAAGAGCCCAGCUGCUGGCUCAGAUGGAUGUCAGUAUGGGCGGUCGAGUAGCAGAGGAGCUCAUCUUUGGAGAUGACUACAUCACUACUGGAGCCUCCAGCGACUUCGAUGGAGCAACCAAAAUAGCAAAAAUGAUGGUGACCAGGUUCGGCAUGAGUGACAAGCUUGGUGUCAUGACCUACGGUGACGUAACCAAGCAGAGCCCCGAGACACAAGCUGCCAUCGAACAAGAAGUCAGGGCUUUACUGAAAGGCUCAUAUGAUCGUGCUAAAAACAUCCUGAAGACUUAUAGUAAAGAGCACAAGACGCUAGCUGAUGCCCUGCUAAGAUAUGAAACUCUGGAUGCCAAAGAGAUCAAGAUGGUGCUGGAGGGCAAAUCACUGGACCACUAGAUACCUCAGUAGAUAUUUUAGACUCUUGUAUCAUGUAUAUAUGAAGCUGUGCAAUUGCACACAGGUCUUUUGGAGGCCUUGUAUUUCAUUUGUUUGUAUCCCUCUGAUUAUCACUGUCAAGAUGACACCGAAAUUUCACCCCUUUAUAUACAUUUUUAUUUUAUUAAUUUACAUUUGUCUUGCAUUUCUUGUAGAGAAGACUUCACAGCGAUUUUUAAAGCACUUCACAGUUUAAAGGUGUGGUAUGCGAUUCUAAUCCAAUACACGUCUUUUUGUCAAAUUCAGUGAAUAUCUCCUCACAGUCCGUUCAGUGUGUGCGCUGAAAAAAACUCUGGUCUUUGUACACAGCCCUGGCUCUGUAAAUGGGAAAUAAAGUGGCUCAGACUGGGCCUCAAAACACUAUUUCAGCCAUUCCAGACAUGAUUUGUGUGUCAGGUAACGUUAAAUGACUUGCCCACGGACAGAAGAUAUGCUGUUGUGAUGUUAGCUAUAGUAGCAGGAGAGUUGUGAGUAUCGCUGUCUGGAGCUGGUGUACUGGCUCUGGGAAACCAUCUCGUCCUCUCUGUGCGUUAGUUUCGCAGCAGCAACUUUAGGGACAGUUUGCUAACCCACAACCUAGUUAACGUUAGUUAUAUUACUUGCUGUGUCGCUGUUCGCUCUAUAUCAUGGCAUUUGUCGUGGUAUUUGGAUUUCUCCAGAAUCGCAUACCCCGCCUUUUUAAUUGGAUGAAAAUAAAUAUUUGUUCUCCACAAGGUUGUCUACUACAGUUCACAAAGAUAUUUGAGGUUUCAUAAGGGUCCUUUUGUCCUCUACUUUCAAGACAAAUUACCUCUGUAGUAGUUUUAGAGAUCAGUCAUAUUUGGUAUCAUAACAAGUUUAUAAAGCAAAUGCAUUUGACAAAGAUCAUGGUUAAUAAAGGUGAGGUGAAUGGUGAUUUAAUUUAUGUAUCCAUGUCUCAUUUUAAAUUUGUACAGACUGGUGGACCAUCGGACCUUAAAGUACCUCAAUCUAGAACGUACCAUUUGGCUGUAGCAAGGUACAGGUGAUACCUCUGUUCUUGUUGAACUCUUCAUAUAAAUUUUUUUUUCUCUAAAUGAUGUCUUUCAGUUACAUCUACCAUAUGCUAUCUAUUUUGUGUGUUCUUAAUUUAUUUAAGUGCCCAAAGGUGUGUCCUAUUUUCUUGAAAUUAGUGAUAGGCCCUCAUGCCCUAUUCUAAGCUCACCUGUAAGUGAUAAAUGAGCGGAAAUGUAUAUAUACUGUAAGCGUGUGAAAGGAGCUUUGUGCUUCUAUUUGUUGAUUUAGACAAAGGCCUUCUUGAAGCUCAAAUAAAGGUUACUCUUACUCA